Molecule: messenger RNA, 2874 nt
Organism: Lodderomyces margitis
Lineage: Eukaryota; Fungi; Ascomycota; Pichiomycetes; Serinales; Debaryomycetaceae
Gene: MPT5
Product: Mpt5p
Exons: 1
Coding region: 1-2874 (957 amino acids)
Biological process (GO): post-transcriptional regulation of gene expression
Cellular component (GO): cytoplasm
Molecular function (GO): mRNA binding
Source: RefSeq, a predicted model, not a curated record
AUGACAUCAAUAAUCGAACCUACCACUCCUCCUAACCACUCAUUGUCCUCUAAUAAUAAUAGUACCAAUAUUAACAACCCUCUACAUUUUCACCUGCACCAACAACCACUCCACCAGCCAAAAACACCAGCUACAUCCACAACUGCAUCUUCCAACUCAUCAUCCUCAACGGCAAAUACUUCGUACAUGCACAAUCGCAGCUUGUCGUCUAAUGGGUCAUUUGCAAAAUUUGGUACUCAUCCUAAUGUAGGUAAAUCGGUUUUAUGGGAUUCUUCCAACAAGUUGAACCAUAACUUGAAUUUACCUAACUUCAAUAUUGAUAAUGAAGUAAUAUCGACUCCAUUAAUUAUUCCAUCGUCAAAUCGGGGCUCAGUCAGUUCGACAACCUCGACCCCAUCGUCACAAGUCUCCUCCUUCCAAAAAUUAUCACUAGACACUACCAACUAUAAUUCUACCACAACCAAUAAUAACCAUACAAAUAAUUCCAAUACCAAUAACAAUGACAAAAAUAUUGUCAAAACCACUGGCGCAAGCAUAGCCAACAAUGGUGGUGGCAAUUACAAGCUCGAUACCAGUACAGACAACAAGGAAAAUUUGUUGAGGAAGUCCUAUAAUGGAACGGAUGCCGUUGUUGGGGUGGGCUCAGAAAAUGUUGUUAACGUCAUUGGCGAUGUCAUAUCAAACUCAUCUGCUUCAACUCCGCCUUCAUCAAUUAAUUAUGCCCUCAACCCCGUGCCAUCAAUCAUUGUACCACCAAAGAUCGACAAAGAAUAUCUUGUUUCCAUUAACAAGUUGCCGCUUACUCAGUUGAAGCUGGAGAUAUUGAAACUUGCAAAGGACCAAUAUGGGUGCCGGUUUUUGCAAAAGAAGAUUGACGAGAAUUUGGUUUCGAGUUACCAAGUAAGGGCAUCAAACUUUGAGGUUAUUUUUGAUCAAAUAUAUCCUUGUAUGUGCGAGUUGAUUGUUGACCCAUUUGGUAACUACUUGGUGCAAAAGAUGAUCCCAUACUGCAGUGAAGACAACUUGAGCUUGAUGUUGGAGAUUUUGCAGUACAACCUUUGCCAAAUAUCGGUUAACCAACAUGGUACAAGAGCGUUGCAAAAGAUUAUUGACAGUUUGAACAACACGUCUCAGUUGAGUUUAUUAAUCAAAGGCUUGAAGCCGUAUAUUAUUGACUUGAUCAGGGACUUGAAUGGGAACCAUGUGAUUCAAAAGAUUUUAAACAAAUACAAGCCUCCCGACUGUCAAUUUAUCUACGACUCUAUAAUUGAGGAUUUGUACACCGUUGCUACUCACAAACAUGGUUGUUGUGUGUUGCAGAAAUGCCUUAAUCAUGUUACAUCGCAACAGUUGGAUCAGUUUUCCAAAGCUAUUUUGAAGUUUGACAACUUUAAAAUGUUGAUUAAUGACCAGUUUGGGAAUUAUGUGUUGCAAUACUUGAUUUCAAUCAACUCAAUCGAUGUAAGCUAUGGAAUGUUUCAAAAUUUUCUUCAAGUUGGCAUAACUAAUUUAUGCAAUUCCAAGUUUAGUUCAAAUGUUGUGGAAAAGUUUUUGAAAAAUUGUUAUAAUAACGAGCCUAUGGAUAUCGCUUUUGCCAGAUUGAAGGUUGAGUUGAUUUACAACAUCUUGGCUAAUGAUUUGAAUGUGUUGGUCAAUGAUCCAUAUGGGAAUUAUGUUAUCCAAACUUUGCUUGAUAUUUUAAUCCAUCCACAAAUCAACUACCUCAAUGUGCCCAAGAUCUCGGCACUUGUGCCAAGGAGAGACCAGAUUGACCCCGGAAAUGAACAAAGCUUGCAAGUUGCUAUUAUCAAGUAUUGGUUCCAAAAUUGCAAGAUUGCAUCAUCGUUUGGUAAGCGUAUACAAUCGAAAAUCAACACUAUUUUGAACAACAACGGUGCUACUUCGUCUUCAACAUCAAUCAACAAAGUCAGCAAGAAAAGCAGCCAAAUGAAUGCUAAUGGAGAAUUUGUAAUCAAUGAAGUGCAGUAUCAAGUAAGGCCGCAAAAUUACCAGCCUCUUGGUCCUCAUCAUGAGACACUGCUGGAAUUUCCAUAUCAGCUUGAACAACACCCUCAGCAACAAUAUUUCCGCAACAGUUUAACACCCAUGGCCAACCAGAAUGGAAGUGCCCUGUCUAUUGACUACAUCCACCCAUUGGACAGUGGUUCACAAAGAAGAAAUUUUUCCAUGCCCUCAAACUUUUAUUCAACAAAAUCAAUCAAUAAUAAUAACAAUAGUAAUAACAAUCUUCCUGCUGGAGCAAAUGAAUUCAGCCACAUGUACACACCUACUGCAAAUGUCAAUUCUAUGAAUCCAGGAUCAUCUGUAUUAUCAAUGCAUCCAAACAACACUGGUAAUGGUAUGAAUCCUCCGCCAUCAAACUAUUUAUUAGGUGGAGACAGUCAGUCAAAUAUGAGGAAGUAUACGCCAGAGGAUAUGGGUAAUAGUGCAAUUAAUCCUUACGCAGCACCUUACAUCCCACCAAUGAAUAAUGGCGGAAUGUACUAUCAGCAGCCACAACCGGUGCAAAUGGCGCCUCCAUUUUAUCCAGCCGUGAGUGGUCAGAGCCAUCAGCACAGUCCAUCAGUUGGUACACUCAAUCAGUCAAAACCGUACCAUCAGCAACACCAAAUGGCUGGGCACUACAUUACAAGAUCUAAAGAUACUACUCCACCUUUGAUGCAAGUUCCCAACUAUCAAAAUGGUUUACCAGGUCCGCAAGCAAUGCAGUUUACUCCAAAUGGUGUACAAGGGCAACAACCUAACUCAGUAACACCUAUGCUGAACAGAGGAGUACAUCAUUCGCAUAAUGUCUCGUGGUCUUCGUCAUCAUCCAACCAAGGCGGGACUGCAUACGGAACACCAAGUUGGUGA